ACGUUUUUGUAACUCUCGUCAAUCAUACUAUUGUAGCAUCUAUAGUCAUACAGCAUAGAUCUAGACAUGAGCGACUCGAUAAGUGGUGAAGACGGGACUCUUAGCACACAACCUAGACCUGAGAAUGAUGACGAUUCUGUACCAUUACCGUUGCCCUUAUCUCUUCCACUACUACUUGCUCUAAGUGGUUCCCCUGGUGGCCUAGGUCUGUUACCUCUGCUAGCUGCAAGUGGUGCGCCAUCAGGAAUACAAAAGGCUAAUAGAGUAAAGAAAGAUUCCUUAACGCAAAAAUAUGGACAACAGGCUGGCCGAUUUAGGCAAACAACAGGAAAUGUAGCGGCGAUAGAUUUCGGAACAACGUUUUGCUCUCUUGCAUAUACAACAAGUAUUGCUAAAGAUGAUAUCGUUACUCUCAAGCUCAAUCAGUAUCAUUCACGUGUUCCAACAGCCAUUCUCUUGAAGCAGAAUGGUACUAACAGUAUCCAGAAUUUCAAUGCUGACGAUCCUGUUAUACGAUCACCUGUCUAUGAAGUGGAGUCAUUUGGAUAUGAAGCACAGGAACAACAUGCUAAACUUAGAGCCAGUGAAAGAUUCAAAUACUUGUAUUUUGAACGCUUUAAAAUGACUCUUCAACAAGAUGAGGGUGUAAACAGAAAUAUGUCAAUUCCAUCAUCAAGUGACACCAAGUGUCAUUUAGUGGAGGUAAUUGCUUUUAUCUUACAAUAUUUGAAGAAAGAGUUAAGUAACCACUUGCUUCAAAGUGGUUCUGGUGUACUAAUUUCUGACUUUGACUGGGUGAUAACUGUUCCUGCUAUUUGGCAGUCAAGAGGAAAAAGGAUGAUGAGAGAAGCAGCAUACCAAGCUGGUUUAUGCUCAAGUUAUAAAACCAUUGAUCGCUUUAUUCAAGUUGGCCAUGGCAUGCCAAAGCAAGAUGAAGAUAAUCCUGACAAGUUGUCAUUAGCUCUCGAGCCUGAAGCUGCUGCCAUCUACUGCCAAACAAUGAGCAAUAAAGCCAUGCCCGACCACUGCAAGGUUGAUGGCUCAAUUCAAUCCGAUCGAUACCUUGUUAUAGACAUCGGAGGUGGAACUGUUGAUAUUACUGCUCACCGACACAAUGAAGAGCAAGGAAUUGAAGUCAUUACUGAGCCAAUUGGUAAUGACUGCGGUGGCAUGAAGGUUAACCAGGAAUUUUCUAAGCUGUUGCAAAAAAUAGUAAAUGAUGAAGGUAACUUUGCAAAAGAGGCAUUUUCUCGAUACCUUGAUACAAAGGAAAGUGGGGUGCUUGCAACCAGAAAAGCAAUUCUUAAUGAAUUGCUAAACAGACGAUUUGAAUUGGCAAAAGUCACAUUUGGAAGUAAGGCCUGUGGAAAAGAUUCUCUUCCAGCUGGACAAGAUGACGAUGAUAUAGCUAUUGAAUUACCUUACCAAUUUGUUCAAUUCUAUGGUGUCGAUGAAAUUGAAUCUGGUGUUGCAGCAUUGCAGGAUGAUCGUAUUGAACUUGAUGAUACAACUUUGUACAUGAAGUUUUCACUUGUUGCCGAGUUAUUUCAACCAGCCAUUGAUGGAAUACUUAGCUGCACCGCCUCUGUUCUUGAGCGCCUGAAAGGUGAUAUCGACACUAUUUAUCUUGUUGGAGGGUUCGGGGGAUGCAAGUAUGUAUUUGAAAAAAUUUCUACACUCAAUAAGGCAAAUUAUAAAGAGCAUAGCAUUCGAAUAAUUGUUCCUAAAGAUCAUUCUUUGGCAGUAGCCCAGGGUGCAGUCAAGUACAGGUUGGAGCCAGAUAUCAUUUGCUCUCGAAUCAUGGAUGCUACAUAUGGUACAGAUAUAUGCCCUCCAUAUUUACCUGGACGACAUGAUAGGAAGUAUUUUGUUGGUAUUGAUUCUCGUGGCAUACCAAGACGACGUGAUGUUUUGCUCCAUUAUGUAGACAGAGGUGAAGUCAUUAACAGUGAUGAGGUUGUAACAGCAGAACUCUGUCCACUAAGUGAUGCUGCCAAAUCAAUGAAAAUUGAUUUGUAUAGUACGUUAGAUAAAGAUCUUGAGUACAUAAAAGAUGAAGAAGAGAAGCCAAUUCCUUCUGUGCGCAAAAUAGGUGAAAUAGAAGUAGAUAUGCCAAAUGAAGAAUCUUUGCCUCGAGAGAAACGUCUUGUUGAAAUGACAAUGGACUUUAGUCACACUGAGAUACAAGUCAGGGCUCAUUACACGGUCACUGGAAUGCAAGUCAAAGCAACAUUAGAUUUUUUGACUAAUAAUGCUACACAAUAGAUGUGACACUUUGCUACAAUUGUUUACAUUAUAAUUAUAGUCAUUGUGUGGUUUAUUAAGAGUAGCUUAAACUAUUGUCACCCAUAGUGUGAUAAAAUUGUAAA
This is a messenger RNA of Amphimedon queenslandica, 2369 nucleotides long. Its product is annotated as heat shock 70 kDa protein 12A-like. The transcript is spliced from 3 exons. The record is from RefSeq and is a predicted model, not a curated record. NCBI's taxonomy places the organism in Eukaryota, Metazoa, Porifera, Demospongiae, Haplosclerida, Niphatidae. Bases 67 to 2265 code for a protein of 732 amino acids.